Molecule: messenger RNA, 2317 nt
Organism: Micromonas pusilla CCMP1545
Lineage: Eukaryota; Viridiplantae; Chlorophyta; Mamiellophyceae; Mamiellales; Mamiellaceae
Exons: 1
Biological process (GO): tRNA wobble base 5-methoxycarbonylmethyl-2-thiouridinylation
Cellular component (GO): elongator holoenzyme complex; cytosol
Molecular function (GO): tRNA binding
Source: RefSeq, a predicted model, not a curated record
AUGCCGCGGGGCAACCUCGAGUGCGUGACCCCGCGGUUCCUCGCGCUGCCCGCGAUCGCGUCCGCGCUGAGGGACGAGCGCUUCGCCGCCGCCGCCGCGCUCGCCGCGCGGCAUCGCGUGGACUUGAACCUGCUGGUGGACUACGGCACGUUCUAUACACUGGUCCCCAUACGACCGCGUUCGCGUGGUGAACGCCGAUCCUUAAGGACUUUUCCCGGCGCAUCUCUCCGCGCACCCAUCGCUUUCAAUCCCCGCCCGCGACGCCUUUCAACUCCGCUUCUGACGCCUUUCAACUCCACCCCAGGCUGGCCGAGGAUGUUACGCCCGGCGACGGCUCAGAAAUUCGUGACGGACGUCGACGACCCGGACGUGAUCAUGGAGCUCGUGGAGGCGCUGGACGCGCGGGACACGACCGCGCCGGGCGGGGUGUACGCGCACGUGCCGAAGGGAGGGGGAGGGGGUGUCGACGCCGCGACGACGGCGAUGGCGAGUCUCGCGGUGCGCGACGGCGGCGACGACGGCGGCGGCGAGAACAAGAUCGAUAGGGUGUGCGCGGCGAUCCGCGCCGCGGUGGAGGCGCGCGCGGCGGCGGCGGCGGCGACGUCGACGACGGCGGGCGAUCGAGCGGACGACGCCGCCGAGGCACGCGACGCGGAAGCCGCAGCCGACGACGACGACGACGACGACGCCGACGCCCCGGAGCGGCGUUCGGAGCCUUCGCCUUCGCCUUCCGCCGCGCCCGCGCCCACUUUGCUGCACGACCGAUGGGAGCUCGUGAUGCUGUCCACGCACGCGCGCUCGGACCCGCCGAACCUCGGCGCCGCGCUCGCUCGCGUCCGCGCGCGCAGAGAGGCGGAGCUCGCGGCGACGCACGCGACGACGACGACGACGACGACGACGACGACGACGCCGAAAUCGAAAUCGACAUCGAUCGACUCCGCCGCGGCGCUGAAACACCUCAUCGCCCUGACCGGCGGCGACGCGCUGUACGCCGCCGCGCUCGGGACGUACGACCUCUCCAUCGCGUACCUCGUCGGUCAGCACGCGUCGAUGGACCCCGGGGAGUACGUCGCUGAUCUCCGCGCGCUGCAAGACGCGCCGCCAGAUCUGCGCAACGCGGAGAUCGAUCGACGGUUAGGGCGGCACGAGAGCUGCGUGACGCACUUGCUGAAAGGCGGCGACGUGGAGGGCGCGUGCGAGGUCGCCGCGAAGCGGAGGCUCUUCCCGCACGCGCUCGCGACGGCGAAGACCCUCGCUCUCGACGCGGCGACCUCGGCGGCGGAGUUGAAAAAAACAUCCGCCACCGCGGACGCGGACGCGGCCGCGCCCUCCUCCGACGACGUCGCGACGCUCGUCGCGAAAGCGUACGCGUCGCAGCUCAGCGACGAGCGCAAGCACGAGGACGCCGCCGUCGCGCUCCUCUCCGUGGGAGACCACGAAGGCGCGUUGCGAGCGUAUCGCGACGCGCUCUGCUGGCGCCCCGCGCUCGCGCUCGCGGGCCGCAUGGGCCUGUCCAAAAACGCGCGCCGCGACAUCGCGGAGGAGCUGUGCGAGGCGCUCUCGAGCUUCGACCCCUCCGCGGCAUCGCGCGUCGCGAGCGAGCACCUCGGCGACGUCGAUCGCGCGGUGGAUUUAUGCUGCGCCGCGCGUGAGUGGCGGGAGUCGACGCGUCUCGCGUACGCGAACGAUCGCGGCGACCUCGUGGACACCACGGUCGCGUACGCCGCCGCCGAGGCCGCGUCGCAGGCGCUGUCGGACGCGCGCGAGGUCCCGGGCCGCGCGGAGAAGUACCUCGCGCGGUUGAGGGAUCUGAAACGUCGCCGCGUGGCGAUGGCGGCGGCGACGACCGCCGGCGACGACGAGUGGGACGCGCGACGACCGGGCGGCGGCGGCGGCGGCGACGACGACGACGACGGCGCGUCCGAGGCGCCGUCGCUCGCGUCCGGGAUGAGCGCGUACACGGACAGGACCGCGGGCGCGGCGACGGAGACGACCGGGCGUAGCGGCUCGAGCCUCGCGCCGUCGACGCGGGGCGGACGCCGAGGGCACCGGAAAGGCAAGACGCCGAAGCGGAAAAAUUCGAAAGGGUUGCGCGCGGGCGGUCCGACGGAGGAGCGCGACCUCGCGACGCAUCUUAGUAACGGCGGCGUGGCAACCGUUUUCAUCGCCCCGCGCGCCCUGGAAGAGAUCGGCGAGCUGUCUGAGCUGUUGAUCCUCCUGGGGCACGCGGAGGACGCCGGGACGUUGCAGCGCGCGGUGAGCGCGGCGACGGCGGCGAACGACGACGCAGUCAGGGAGGCGAAACUGCGCCUCUCCG